GUGCGGCGUUGCGACCAAGAAGGAUAUUUACCAAACUUUCUGCGCGGAGUCCGGAGUAUUGCACGCUUGCGUUGUUGAAACGCAGCAUAAAAGCCAGUUCUGUAAGGCUACCCAGGAGAGUCUCUGACACGUCAACUCUUUCCACAACCACAAUUUCGCACGCACCAUGGCCGCAGACGCCCCACGCAAAUGCACGAGCAAAGACUGCGAGAACGAUGCCGGCUCGUUGCAAUGUCCAACCUGCCAGAAGCUAGGGAAGGAGAGUUACUUCUGUUCUCAAGACUGCUUCAAGCGCAACUGGAGUGAGCACAAGAAGGAGCACAAGUCACAAAGUAGUAUUCUCCAAAACAUAUUUCCGCCAAAAGUAGUUUCUUACCCGGAUCCAGCGACCGGCCACUUCAACCCCUUCCCUACGUUUCCCUACACCGGCGCCCUACGACCCGUAUACCCGCUGUCGCCGAGACGAGAAGUAGCAAAAGGCGUAAAACAUCCAGACUACGCAAAGGAUGGCAUACCGCGUUCAGAACAAGUAUUUGUCAACAGGAACAAAAUUACGAUCUUGAACAAGGAGGAACAAGAAGGUAUGCGCAACGUCUGCCGGUUAGCACGAGAAGUACUAGACGAGGCGGCGAGGGCGGCAAAGCCUGGCGUCACGACGGACUACAUCGAUGAGAUCGUCCACAAAGCUUGCAUGGAGCGCAACUCGUACCCUUCGCCCCUCAACUACUGCCACUUCCCCAAGUCCGUAUGUACGUCGGUAAACGAGGUCAUCUGCCACGGUAUUCCAGACCAGCGGGUGCUUCAAGACGGCGACAUUCUCAACAUCGACGUGACCCUAUACCACAACGGCUUCCACGGUGACCUCAACGAGACAUACUACAUUGGCGACAAGGCACUGGCAAACCCAGAUGCAGUUCGCGUGACGGAGACAUCAAGAGAAUGCUUGAACAAGUCUAUCGAGAUUGUCAAGCCGGGCACACUCUUCCGUGAGUAUGGCAACAUUAUCGAAAAGUACGCAAAGAGUCAGAACUGCAGCGUGAUUCGGACAUACUGUGGACAUGGUAUCAAUCAGCUAUUCCAUUGCGCGCCCAACGUUCCUCACUACGCGAAGAACAAGGCAAUUGGGCAGGCGAAGCCGGGCAUGUGCUUCACCAUUGAGCCCAUGAUCAGCGUUGGAACACACCGGGACAAGACAUGGCCCGACGACUGGACGAGUGUUACCCAGGACGGCUCGCUGACGGCGCAGUUUGAACACACUCUGCUCGUGACGGAGGAUGGCGUGGAGGUUUUGACAGCAAGGUUGCCAGACUCACCUGGUGGCCCUGUCCCAAUGCCCAUCCCAGCAACAAAUGGACAAGCAACACCAGCUGCUUGAGAAUAGUUGAAGAUGUAGGAUGAGCCGUGGCUUUAGAUGAUCUCAUAACCCUUCUGAUGCCAAUGUCAUACUGUGAAUAUACAAACAACGUCCAAGCCAUACAAACGGCCUGUGCUAAACGUC
Messenger RNA from Cucurbitaria berberidis CBS 394.84, 1498 nucleotides. RefSeq names its product methionine aminopeptidase. The transcript has 4 exons. Gene Ontology annotation, molecular function: metalloaminopeptidase activity. The record is from RefSeq and is a predicted model, not a curated record. Bases 167 to 1375 code for a protein of 402 amino acids. NCBI's taxonomy places the organism in Eukaryota, Fungi, Ascomycota, Dothideomycetes, Pleosporales, Cucurbitariaceae. Gene Ontology annotation, biological process: proteolysis.